Messenger RNA from Salvia splendens (bonfire salvia), 1009 nucleotides. Its product is annotated as chaperonin-like RbcX protein 2, chloroplastic. The coding region runs from base 231 to 857 and encodes 208 amino acids. The record is from RefSeq and is a predicted model, not a curated record. Gene Ontology annotation, biological process: ribulose bisphosphate carboxylase complex assembly. The transcript has 6 exons. Lineage: Eukaryota; Viridiplantae; Streptophyta; Magnoliopsida; Lamiales; Lamiaceae. Gene Ontology annotation, molecular function: protein folding chaperone.
GGUUGGAAAAUUGUGAGCCUCAGAAUAUUAUUCUGGUCACAAUUCAACAAAUCACCAGUUUUUGUGUCUUCUUUUUUUCGACGUUGGCCAAACACAUUCCGUCGUGAAUUUGGACACCCUUUUCUCCAAAGUGCAUCAACCGUUUCCGUGGAAGCCUUGUCUCGCUUAAUUUGUUGAAUAUUCAAGUCAGCAAGAAGCAAUUCCAAUCUGAAUCCUCUAUAUAUAUCCAGAUGGCGGGAGCAGUGUGUGUAGUUGGCGGCUCAUCGUCGUUGGUGGAGUGUGCGUCCUGCAAUUUGAGCGGCGGAGAUUUGAUCCCGCUGAGGCAUUCCUCGAUUGGGAGAAAGCAUAUACCUCCUCGUUUGGAUUUGAGCACUUCAUUUCUCGAUUCUUCUCCAAACAGGGCUUUCUUUUCCCCUCCAACUAAUUUGAAGAAGAAACGCAGGAAAAAGAUGAGUGUUGUUGGAGUCGGUGGAUUAGGUGGCCAGUAUGAAGAAAGCUAUGAGGAUGUGAAAAGACAAAUUGUGGACUACUUCACUUACAAAGCAGUGAGGACUGUGUUGAACCAGCUUUAUGAGAUGAACCCUCCCCAAUAUCGUUGGUUUUAUAAUUAUUUGGCAUCGAAUGAGCGUGGCUACGGAAAGACCUUCAUUCGCGAACUUGUCAAGGAUAGGCUGGAGCUGGCUGAGAGAGUGAUGGUGACUCGGCUUCACCUCUAUGGAAGAUGGAUCAAGAAAUGUGAUCAUGUGGAGAUGUAUGAGAGGAUCUCGGAUCAGAAUCUGGAGUUGAUGCGCGAACGUCUCAUAGAGACCGUGAUCUGGCCCUCUGACGACACUAACAACAACACCAACACCGGAUGAGGAGAUCACCAUCACCCCUACCACUAGUCAUAUCUUUUUUCCUCUUUUUCUUAUUACCAGAUUAGCUCAACUCUUUUGUCUGUUAAUUUGUUCAUGGUAACAACUGUUAUAAUAUUCUAUACAGAAUAAUCAUAGUGACAAGGUGUUUUAAA